UAAUUCAAAGCAGAAAUGUUACUUAGAUCGAUUUUUACCAUAUUCCUGCUGUAUAUAUCUGUGCUGGAAUGUGCAGGUAAAAGUGUUCAAGUCGAUGAAAAUUUCGAGACAAGUGGGAAUGCAAUCGAAACAACUUCUGAAAACAGUGGGGCCAGCAGCCAAUCUCAACAAUUAGAGCUCGUUGCGUUGAGAGAACAACUGAAUGAGAUGCUGGCCAAACUCAAUGAGAUGAAUGAGAAAGUCGGCAACUUAACCAGCUUGUUGCACAACAGCUGUUCGGAGAUGCCAAAUCGUAGUGGAAUCCAACAGAUCCGCAUUCCUGAAUACAGUCAGCAACCGUUUAAGGUUCUCUGCAGGAAGAGCAAACUGAGCGGGGGCUGGACAACGGUGCUGGUGCGUAAGGACGGCAGUGUCGAUUUCUAUCGCUUCUGGGAGCACUAUAAAAGUGGUUUCGGUAAUUUGACUGGCGAGUUCUUCAUCGGGCUCGACAAGCUGCAUCACCUGACCAAAGAUGGGGAUCAAGAACUACUCAUAGAAAUGGAGGACUUUGAAGGAGAUGAAAGGCAUGCAAAAUAUAACGAAUUUGUGGUCGGAAGCGAAGAGGAAGACUACAAACUGAUCACAGUGGGCAAAUACUCCGGAGAUGCAGGCGAUGACUUGCGAUAUCAUGAGGGGGAAAAGUUCACAACCCGGGAUCGUGACAAUGAUGCAUCUGCAGACAAUUGUGCUGAAACUUCCAGGGGCGCCUGGUGGUACGGAGACUGUCAUGACAGCAAUCUGAUGGGAGCUUAUAAUGAGACCCAAUAUGCCAAAGGUAUUAAUUGGGUCGAAUUUACGUCUCGCGAUUCUUCAUUAAAAGCUGUCAGGAUGAUGAUAAGGACUAAAACAGAUUGAAAUAGCAGCUGAAUAUCUUUGUGGAGCUACAGUUUUCUAAAUUAAGUAUCAAGUUUGAUGUCUUUUGAUUUCUCAUUUUAACAGUAAUUUCGGAACAAAGUAUGUCCUUUUUGGAAAAUACAACAUAUUAAAUAUC
Drosophila grimshawi is the source of this 1030-nucleotide messenger RNA. Its product is annotated as ficolin-2. The transcript has 3 exons. NCBI's taxonomy places the organism in Eukaryota, Metazoa, Arthropoda, Insecta, Diptera, Drosophilidae. Bases 16 to 894 code for a protein of 292 amino acids. The record is from RefSeq and is a predicted model, not a curated record.